Leptosia nina is the source of this 2073-nucleotide messenger RNA. The record is from the annotation of a GenBank genome assembly. Lineage: Eukaryota; Metazoa; Arthropoda; Insecta; Lepidoptera; Pieridae.
AUGUGGCAAUUAUUACAUUCGCAAUCAUGCCACUUAUUGCGACAAAGGUUAACAGCCGUCAAAAGCAACGGGCAUUAUUUCAAUUUGUUGAAAAGCAAGCCAUCGGAUGCAGUAAAAAGAUACAUUUCGAAAAAUUGCAGUGAAAAACAAAUCAAAACUUUACAGAUUAGUCCAUGGAAACUUUGUACGGGCAUAAGUGUAGGAUUAGGUGCAAGAUUAUUUAUAGGUGACACAGUGUUUUGUAAGGCUCAAACUCAAUCUAGGAUUAUACAGCGUAGACCAAACGUUCUUGAUGAUAGUGGUCAAUUUGAUUGGAAAAGGUUUUUUGAAUAUCUCAAACCUCAUAAAUGGUUGCUGGUGGCUGCUGUUGCUUCGGCAAUGGCUGUUGCAUUCUUGAAUAUCUACAUACCGGCUAUGUUAGGUGUUAUCGUGAAUAUUCUAGCUGAUAUGAGACAUAAUCCCACGGCUGAUUUCAUUGAACAAAUUAAGUAUCCAGCCCUUAAAAUGAUUACAUUGUAUAUUGGACAGGCUAUGUUUACAUUUUUCUACAUUCACUUGUUGGCUCAAGUAGGCGAAAGAGUGGCUGCCCAAAUGAAACAAGAUCUAUUUGUUUCAAUCCUCCAGCAGGAUAUGGCUUUCUUCGAUCAAGAGAGGACUGGAGAAUUAGUCAAUAGGAUAACAGUAGAUGUCCAAGAUUUUAAAAGUUCAUUCAAGCAGACAAUAUCUGGAGGACUACGGGCUAUAACUCAGGUAGUUGGUUCCGCUGUGAGUUUGCUGGUUAUAUCACCCCACCUAACCGGAUUAACUAUGCUUUGUGUCCCAACUGUGGUCAUCGGAGGAACAUUCAUAGGAUCACUUUUGAGGAAGUUGUCGAGAGAAGCGCAGGCUCAGAUAGAAAAAGCAACGCUCGUGGCUGAAGAGGCGAUAGCGAACAUGCGGACGGUGCGAGCGUUCGCCGGAGAAGAGAACGAGGCGAACAUGUUCGCUGAAGAGUGCGAGACGGCAGCACAUCUUAGCAUGGAGCUGGGUUUGGGAGUCGGUCUAUUCCAGGCUGGGACCAAUCUGUUCCUUAACGGCAUGGUUCUGGCAACAAUGUUCCUGGGCGGUCACCUAAUGUCAACCGGACAGAUGUCAGCCGGUGACGUCAUGGCGUUCCUCGUCAACGCACAGACUAUACAACGUUCCGUCGCUCAGAUAUCGUUACUUUUCGGUUCAGUUAUUAAGGGCCUUAGCGCGGGGGGAAGAGUCUUUGAGUACAUAAACAAGACACCUAAAAUGGAUACAUCAGGAACAAAAACAAUCAAAUACCACGAGUUCCAUGGUGAUAUUGAAUUUAAGGAUGUUACCUUCGCUUACCCGACAAGACCUGAUGCGGUGGUGCUAAACAAUUUCAACCUAAAAAUACCGGCAGGCAAAACAGUUGCAAUUGUGGGUAGUUCUGGUAAUGGAAAAUCUACUAUUGCGGCUUUGUUAGAACGAUUCUAUGACGUAGAUGAGGGUUCGGUGACAAUAGAUGGCGUUGAUGUGCGAGAUAUGGAUGGAAAAUGGCUCCGCGGUCGAGCCAUUGGACUGAUAAGUCAGGAACCAGUUCUGUUCGCCACCACCGUCAAGGAAAAUAUUCGCUAUGGGAAACCUGAAGCUACUGAUCAAGAGGUCUACCGUGCCGCUCAAACAGCAAACGCAGAAGACUUCAUACGUAACUUCCCUGAUGGUUACGACACUAUGGUUGGAGAGAGAGGGAUGUCUUUAAGUGGGGGGCAGAAACAGCGGAUAGCUAUAGCUAGGGCUGUAUUGAAAAACCCUCCUAUUAUGAUCCUUGACGAAGCGACUAGCGCUUUGGAUGCGACCAGUGAAAAGGUGGUGCAAACUGCGCUAGAGACUGCGUCAAAGGGUCGUACUGUGUUAGUAAUUGCGCAUCGACUGUCGACCGUCAUGAGCGCAGACAUAAUCGUAGUGCUUAGUAAAGGACAGAUUGUAGAGAUGGGCAACCAUGAACAACUGAAGAAACAAAAGGGACAUUACUGGAAUCUAAUUAAGCAACAGGACCAGGAAUCGAACGGAAGAUCCUUAUAA